GAUGUUGAUGUUUUGGUCCGGAGAUUUCUCUUUCGUUAGCUCUCAGAAAAAUUACAACUCUGGGUGUGAAAUACAUGGUCUUGAAGAUCUAGCAUUUGUCGCUCAGAAACGUUUUUUUUCUCGGCGCUUCUUUCGAGAAGCAAGAGGCCGAGACGGGCGAUGAUGGAGGACUUUGACGAGAUUUACGAAGAGGAGGAGGAGGAGGAAGAGGACGAAGACAGGGCCGCGGAGGAGCAGCUUCUGAAGUACGCUCCAGACCCGGUGGUGGUGCGCGGAUCCGGCCACGUCACUGUGUUUGGACUCAGCAAUAAAUUUGAGUCAGAAUUUCCCUCGGCACUUACGGGAAAGGUAGCACCAGAGGAAUUUAAGGCUAGCAUCAACCGUGUGAACGGCUGCCUUAGAAAGACAUUACCGGUUAAUGUUCGCUGGCUGCUGUGUGGGUGCCUGUGUUGCUGUUGUACACUGGGGUUCAGCAUGUGGCCAGUCAUCUGCCUUAGCAAGAGGACACGCAGGUCUAUAGAGAAGUUACUGGAAUGGGAGAACAGCAGACUUUACCACAAGCUGUGUUUGCAUUGGAGACUAAGUAAGAGGAAGUGUGAGACUAACAACAUGAUGGAAUAUGUCAUCUUGAUAGAGUUUUUACCCAAGAUCCCCAUCUUCAGGCCUGACUAAUGACUGCUGUAGUCCAAACCUCCAGCGUGGUCUUCCCAAGGUGCCUUUCUUCAGUUCUGUCAUGGAUUUCAUCUGGGCCUCAUUCAUCUCCCGACAGUUUCACAAAAUUCAUCUGAAUUCAGCGCUCUGAACAUACAGAGCCUGUUUACAAACGGAUUAAACUCCCAAAAAAGUUUAAUCCGUGUGUGUGCGUGUGUGUGUGUGUUUGUUUGU
Molecule: messenger RNA, 885 nt
Organism: Chanos chanos (milkfish)
Lineage: Eukaryota; Metazoa; Chordata; Actinopteri; Gonorynchiformes; Chanidae
Gene: chic2
Product: cysteine-rich hydrophobic domain 2
Exons: 6
Coding region: 160-672 (170 amino acids)
Source: RefSeq, a predicted model, not a curated record